Messenger RNA from Physella acuta, 1345 nucleotides. RefSeq names its product gamma-secretase subunit Aph-1. NCBI's taxonomy places the organism in Eukaryota, Metazoa, Mollusca, Gastropoda, Physidae. Gene Ontology annotation, cellular component: membrane. The record is from RefSeq and is a predicted model, not a curated record. Gene Ontology annotation, biological process: positive regulation of catalytic activity; protein processing.
AAUAUUGACAACAAAAGAACUUCCUACUCAAUUUUUGUGCCAUACUCUGGACUACACCUAGAGCUACUGUUCUCUUAAUAAAAUUAAUAAUUUAACCAUAACAGUUAUUCUCAUAUCUUACAUUUAGGCUAGAUCUAGAACUACUUCUUCCCGUAACAGUCUAACUUAACACAGUACUGAGAAAACAUCAAGAUGACUAUGAUGGAAUUUUUCGGUUGCAGCUUCAUAGCAUUUGGACCACCUUUUGCUUUGUUUCUCUUUACCAUUGCUAGAGAUCCCAUGCGAGUCAUUGUUCUCAUUGCCAGUUCAUUUUUCUGGUUGCUAGCGCUACUGCUGUCAUCCAUACUGUGGUUUGCUGUUGUCCCGUUGAGGGAGACACUAGCGUUUGGGCUUGUGUUUUCUGUCCUCUUUCAAGAGGGCUUCAGGUUUCUUUUCUACAAAACUAUGAGGCUGGCUAACGAUGGGCUGCUAAAAGUGAGUCAACAGACUGAAGAUCAACAUGUGACGCCAAAAGAUUUCUCAAACAAACAUAUAAUGGCUUAUGUUUCAGGACUUGGUUUUGGAGUUAUAUCUGGUGCCUUCUCCAUUGUUAAUGUACUAGCCGACAUGACCGGACCUGGUACUAUUGGAAUUUAUGGCGAUUCUAAAUUCUUUUUCUGGAGUUCUGCCUUUCUGACUCUGUGCUUCAUUUUAUUGCACACUGCCUGGGGUGUAAUUUUCUUUGCUGCACUAGACAAGAAGCAGUACAUUCCAGUUGCUGGUGUAGUCUUGGCACACAUGCUCCUAUCAUGUUUGACUUUGCUGAAUCAACAGAGCGGUGAACACAACUCUGUUAUUUACUUGUCCAACAUUGUGCCAGCUUAUUUGAUUUUAGUCAUCUCCAUAAUAGGCGCCUUCUACUCAGCUGGCGGCUCACUACGCAACAUGAAGGCAGCCCUCAUUUGUAGAAAAGGGAGGUACCAGAUUGAUUAAGUUCCAGAUUUGUUGCAGUAUAUUGUCUAUGAUUGGUCAUAUAUUCCCACCAUUUUAGUUUAAAAAUUGAAAUAGAGGUAAAACCAGAACAAAUUAAAAAUUAAAUUAUUAUGCAUGUUUUAGUUUCUAGUCAUGUAUGAAAUAAAAUUUAACACUACUUUUUAUUUUGAAUCAAAGGAUGAUAAGCUAUGUUUAGGUAAGUUUUGUCUCGGAUCAGUCCAAACCUUAAGGUAAAGAACACAGCAAAACUUAGAAACAUAUUCCAUUUGAAUGCUGCUCUUUGUAUAUUAAAUGCUAUUUGUACUCACUCAUUGUUAUUUUGCUGCUACCAUUUGAUAACACAAUGUAAAUAAAAUAAUGAAUGACUUGUUUU